AUGACGGUUCUUAGGUGCGUGUGUACGAGUGUUCACUCACACGCACCUAAGAAGCGGUGCUUAACAUACGUGGGUGCUUUAAAGAUUCAUUUUGAAAGUAUACACGAAGGAGUAAGAUAUCCAUGUUCCCAAUGUGAGUAUGUCGCAAUUACAGCAGGUGCUCUGAAGAAACAUGAAGGAGUGAGAUAUCCUUGCCCUCAAUGUGAGUAUGCCGCAACUACAACAGGUGAUCUUAAAAUUCAUGUUGAAAGUAAACAUGAAGGAGUGAGAUACCCAUGUACGCAAUGUGAUUAUGCUGCAACAACAGCAAGGUAUCUGAAGAGACAUGAUGAAAGUAAACAUAAAGGAGUAAGAUAUCCAUGUUCGCAAUGUGAAUAUGCCGCAACUCGAGCAACUCAGCUGAAGAAACAUGUUGAAAGUAAACAUAAAGGAGUAAGAUAUCUUUGUCCUCCAUGUGAGUAUGCUGCAACUACAGCAGCUGCUCUGAAAUAUCAUGAUGAAAGUAAACACAAAGGUGUGAGAUAUCCAUGA
This is a messenger RNA of Eurytemora carolleeae, 531 nucleotides long. Its product is annotated as RE1-silencing transcription factor B-like. The record is from RefSeq and is a predicted model, not a curated record. Gene Ontology annotation, molecular function: RNA polymerase II cis-regulatory region sequence-specific DNA binding; DNA-binding transcription factor activity, RNA polymerase II-specific. NCBI's taxonomy places the organism in Eukaryota, Metazoa, Arthropoda, Copepoda, Calanoida, Temoridae. Bases 1 to 531 code for a protein of 176 amino acids. The transcript is spliced from 2 exons. Gene Ontology annotation, biological process: regulation of DNA-templated transcription.